AGCCCCUUCGCCCUGAACUUCCAGUCUAUGCCGGAAGUUUCUCUCCCCUCGGACAUACGAAAGUGCUUUCAGCAUAGAGACGUCACGGGAUACAGCGGCCACCCCAGUUUCAGAUUCAUAACGUCCGUUCUGAACCGGAAGUCGAGGGUGUGUGACAUAUCUCUACCGGUCCCCCUCUCUUCUCUCCCUCUGCAAUUCUGGGGACGGUUUUGUUCCCUCUCCUCCCCCUCCCCCUCCCCGGCCGUCCUUAUUACGAGUCGUCGUAUCUCUAUGGGAGCUUCUCGCUGAGCGAAAGAAAGGAAGGAAACCGAUCGGGGCCAAUCGCUGGGCUGACAGCCAAAGUGCGCAUGCUCUCCUUUAAAGGAGAAGAGCCGGUUGCGACUGCGCAGGCGCGAUUGCAGGACUGAACCAUCGAGGAGCGGGCAGGUGAAUCCGGCGCGUUGGAGCUCCUCCGCCUGCCCCUCUGCUGGGUUCUUCUGCCAUGGCUGGCUCGUCCCUGGAGGCGCAGAAGCGCUUAGCGGCAGACAUCACCCGCGUCCUCUCCCUGUAUGGCUUCAUCACAGACGCCUACAUCAUCGAGUUUUUCACCGACAAUCUUUGGGGCAGCCUCCCACUGACCUGGCAAGCAGCCUUGGCUGACGUCCCACCCCCACAGCUGGCUGCCCUCCUGCUGGAGAACAGAAGCUCUGUGGAAGGAGGAGGAGGAGGAGGCAUCAGCUACAUCUCUGUCUGGCCACUCUCUCUGCUGGCCUUCAAAGCCGCCGCGCAUGCCUUGGCGCUCCCCAGAAGGCCCACCAGCCAGGCAACUGGGUCGAGUGACCGGACGCCGGAGGAGUUCCGGGAGAACCGGUGCCAGAGCUCCAAGCUUCACCCUCAUUUCCGGAAGCACGUGAAGCCCAAGAAGCAGCACGAAAUCCGACGGCUUGGGCGGGUGGUGAAAAAGCUGAGUGACCUCACAGGGUGCCGCCAGGUUGUCGAUGUUGGCUCUGGCCAGGGCCACCUCUCUCGCUUCCUGGCCUUUGGCCUCGGCUUGUCGGUCACCGCCGUCGAGGGAGAUGCCCAGCUGGUUGCGCAGGCCACCAAGUUUGACCAGGAGCUGGUGCAGGCACUGAAGAAAGAGCAGGCCAAGCAGGGAGGCCAGACUCCACGUGGCCUGUCUCUCCGGGGUCCAAGCCACGUGGUUGCCUGGGUGGAUCCCAGAGCACCGUGGCCAGAGUUCUUGCACUUGCUGCAGCGUGGGAAGGAUGAGGAGGGCAGCGGCAUGCCUGGAACCCCCCAUCCUGGCCCUAGGUUCCCUGGGAGGACCAAAGAGAAGGGAGGCCAACCCAGGGAGCCCUUUGAGCAAGGAAGAGCAAAGGCUGGAGAGGAGGAUUAUGGGGGAGGGGGUAUCCCAGCCUCCCCAGAACACGGGCCCUUGGCAAGGGGGGGCCGGGCGGACCCCUCCCGCCCCGCAGCUGGAAGGCAGUUCCUGCUCACUGGGCUGCAUGCCUGUGGCGACCUGAGCGUGGCCCUCCUGCGGCAGUUUGUGCGCUGCCCCCACGUGGUGGGAAUCACUUCCGUGGCCUGCUGCUACAUGAAGCUGACCACAAAGGAGGGCCCCAACCCGCCUGGCCAGGCCCCCACCCACCCCUGCCCCUCGCCCUGCCCAGUGGAGCACGGCUACCCUCUGAGCGCCUGGGUGGCCGCUCUGCCGGGCCACCAGCUCUCCUACAAGGCCCGGGAGGGGGCCUGCCAUGCCCUCGAGGACCACGCCCUGCGGCUCAAGAGCGAAAGUGCCACCUUGAGGACCCACUGCUUCCGCGCCGUGCUGGAGACGGUGAUACGGGCUGCCAACCCAGCCAAGAAGCGCCUCGGGGUGCAGACCAUCCACAAGGCCUACCUGCUGCCCUUUGAAGAGUACGCUCGGCUGGGCCUGGAGGGCGUGGGGCUGGACCCAGGCGCGAGGCUGGACUCGGCGGCCUGGGAAGCGAUGCUGGCCCAGGAGCAGAAGGUGGUGGCCUUCUUCAGCCUGGCCCUGCUGCUGGCCCCCUUGGCGGAGACCCUCCUCCUGAUGGACAGGACGAUCUUCCUGCAGGAGCAAGGUUUCCACUGCGAGGUCCUCCCGCUGUUUGACCCCGUCUUCUCCCCCAGGAAUCUGGUGCUGGUGGCAGCAAAGGCGGAGCUGAGCUCUGCCCUCUCGUGUGUGGCAGCAGAAAAAUGAGGGAAGGCGCUUUCCUGGCCCCCAAAGGGAACACAGCUUGGUGAAGCCUGGACUCCGACUCCUCCUCCACAGCAUUCAACCCCAGAAAGGGAGCCGGAGGACAGCCACGCAGAGGAACGAAACAGAGAUGGAAUUUCAGACAGCCAGAUUCUGCGUUGCAGCUGCCACAACUCUUUGUAAACCCAUAAACUGGGGUGGGGGACAUUGCUGGCCCUCCAGGUGUGGCUGGACUCCCCAUGGUCAGGGACGACGGCGGGAGCUGGGAGUCCAGCCACGUCUGGAGGGGCACACAGGUUCCCCCAGCCUUGUCGCAGAUCAGGCGUGGGGGAACCAGUUGUCAGUGAACUACAACUCCCAUCAGCCCCCGCCAGCACGGCCACUGAUCUUUUGAAAUCCUCCAUGGGGAUUUAAAGUGAGUCAGGAGCUUGUGCCGUUGCCAUCCCAUUUCCUCCCCCCUCCAAAAACAGCACAGAGAAAGAGGCCUAAAGAGCAGCAGAGAGAGAGAAACGUCACGAAGAGAAAGGACGGACGGACACAAAAACUGGGCUGAGGAGAUCCUUUAUACGGCACUUCCUGCCCAGCCCCAUUUCAGCCUUGAGUCGACAUCCUUCCUUCAGACUGAGUCCCAGAUGGGCAGAGAGUCUUUCACAGUCCAGGCAGCCGUCUGCCACUCCAGAAGGCAAGAGGGGCAUUAAUACCAGUAGGACUUCCUGAAGUGGCGCGUCUCUAUGAUUCCCUUCAGCUCCAUGAUUUCCUCUUGGAAGGUCUUCAAGGAGGGGACGUAGGUCUUCUCUAAGGCAUCCUCUACUGAUGUGUCUUUGGGACCAUCUGCGUUGGUGAUGGGGGUGGGGAGGGAGAGAAGGCAAAUGAGAAGAGAGGCUGAGUUUGGUAAACUACAGUGUUUUAUGCUCUGGUGUGGUUUCUGCAAUCCCCAGUCUCUCUGGUUUUUUAAAAAGUUCUAGUCCUCAUGGUGAUAGAGGAUAGUUUGAAAACACAAUGGGGCCCAUCUGAAGCAACAGACAGCCCCUCCUAGAGUGAGGAUUCCCUUUUCCCUACAUAA
Messenger RNA from Rhineura floridana, 3260 nucleotides. It is a transcript of the gene METTL25B, whose product is annotated as methyltransferase like 25B. Gene Ontology annotation, biological process: rRNA modification. NCBI's taxonomy places the organism in Eukaryota, Metazoa, Chordata, Lepidosauria, Squamata, Rhineuridae. The transcript is spliced from 9 exons. The coding region runs from base 482 to 2200 and encodes 572 amino acids. Gene Ontology annotation, molecular function: rRNA (adenine-N6,N6-)-dimethyltransferase activity. The record is from RefSeq and is a predicted model, not a curated record.